AUGAGAGUAGAAGAAUACAGGCACCAGGUGGGGGGGCACUGCAAAUUGGUAAAACCGAAAGACUCAUCGAAAGUGUACAAACCACUUAUAGAAAAUGAAUACAUUUUCUAUGAGAAAUUAGCGAACUUUGGAGCGUCUUCCGCGGAGUCGGGGCCAUUACACAUUUUGAAAAAAUUCAUCCCCAAAUUUUAUGGAGUGACUGAAAUUGUCGUUGAGUAUUCCUCGUCGUCUGAGAUGGAGGACAAUUUAGUUAACAAACAGAAAAGGAAAAAUGAACCGGGUGGCAGUAAGGGUCGGAAAUAUUUCAGUUUGGAUGAGCAGGAUGAGAAAAACAAUGUCGAGGAGCAACCGUCAAACGAAUCACCUCACGACAAUCCCGAAGAAGGAGAAAAGGACACGAAAAGUAACAGCUGCGCCAAGGGGAAGAAGCGAAAGAAAUGCAUCCCGCACAUCGUGUUGGAAGAUCUCGUGUACGGAUUUAAGCGACCAUGUGUGCUGGACAUCAAAAUGGGCAAAAGACAAAGAAAAAUAGGUGCGUCCUUAGAAAAAAGAAAAAGACAAGUAGAAAAAAGCUUUAAAACAACUAGCCAUUCUCUAGGAUUUAGAUUAUGCGGUUGCCAACAUUACAACAAAGUAAAUGACAAAUUAUUUUAUAAAGAUAAAUAUUGGGGUAGAAAUUUAACAAAGGAAAAUAUCCCAUGGGCAAUUCGAAAUUGGUUCUGGAAUGGUAUCCUACUAUACGAUGAAUUGAUUCCAUUAUUGCUAGAAAAGUUACAUCGAUUUUUUAACUGCAUAAUGGAGUUACGACAUUAUCGCUUUUGGUCUUCUUCCCUUCUUUGGGUUUUCGAUGGAGGACUAACUGACCAAAAAGCGAGAUCAAAUUCGCUAGACAUACGAAUGAUAGAUUUUGCCAAUACCAUUUAUUUACAAGAUAACCCAUCUGUGGAUGAUGAAUAUAUCUUUGGUCUUAAAAACUUAAUUCAUUCCAUGCAGAUCCUAAAUAACACCAUUCAAGGGAUGCAUUUCUUACCCCGACAAAUUAGUACUUGUUUUUACUCGGAAAAUUGUAAACAAAUGGAAAAUUCACAUCGUUCCAUUUUUAAGAAAUCCAAGUCAGCCAUUUUAGAAGACAACUUAAAAAAAAAAAAAAAAAAAAAUCUGUACAUAAAUUUUGAAUUUUUAAAAAAUGCCAAAGCGAGGCGGAAAAGUAGUAACGUUUAUUCGAAUCACAUGACAGAUUCGUUGGCAACCCAGUUGGCAGAUGAUUCCCCAAAAGGGACAAGUGAUGACGGAUUAGCAUUUCAUUACCUUAACAAAUUUAUAGGAAAAAAGAAGAAAAAUAUAUGGAAUCAAGCGCAGUACUUUAGUAACUCCGAUUCACCCAUCGGGAAUCACAUGAGCUUCUCUCCGUAUAGCAAUCCGGUGGGAAGAGUCCACAACAGGGAGGUGUGCUUCAGUGGUUGGUUAGAUGAGGCCCUUCCUGGGAAUGUUACCCACCGAACUGGGGAAAGUACCCAUUUGAAUAUCCCCCUCAUACCACUUACCAGCGUUGACCACAAGGAGGAUGGUCCAACUCCAGGAAAACAUUCGUAUAGAAGCGAUCUCCAGGGGAAGGCGAAUAUAACCACGUUUAAUGAAAGUGUGAACGGGCUUGUGGUAAAUGACGUCCUACCGUUGGAGACACUUCAAAUGGGCGACAACCUAAGGGAUGACCACCACUCGGAAAUGCCCUCCAGCGGGAAGGAGCCCGUUUCCCCAAUAAAUUUGAUCGAUGAUUCCAAACGGGCGCACCCCGUAGAUAAAGAAGAACUUGUAGACCUGUCGAAAAGAACAACUACCACCACUAAACAAAAUGAGACAUCAGAACAAGUGCCAACAAAUAACCCCAUCGAUGAAGCAAAGAUCGUACGAUUCGAAGGGAAGCAAAUGGACUGUGAUCAUGCCAUCACGACUAACCAUGAAACUGAUGGGAGGAAUCGCCAAACAGGAGAAAGCGCAAUCGAGAUGAAUGAGGUAAAAACAAAUUUCUCUUUCAAAAGUAAAGGUAAAAAUUGCCAUCCCAUAAAUCAUACCCAACAAGAAGCAACAAGUGGAGUAACCGAAAAGGGAAAAAUUGCACAAAAUGACGAUUGCCAAAAAUGUGUGAAUAAAUCAGGUGAAAAACAGACUAUUGAUGACAAACUAUCGCACAGCAAUGCCCCGCUACUUCAAACUCGUGAAAAAGAUUCUUCCAUGUUGGGAGAGAGCGAUUUAUUUGGAAAGGGCAACUCAGAGGAGAGAAACGAGAACAAUGUGUAUGAACAAGUAAUACAAGAAGUUAUAGUCAAGACGUUAAAAGUCGCUUCGAGGGGUAAGGAGAGGGAGAAAAUUGCGUCUGUUAGCAUUGCGAAUAAGACUCCUUUGAAUGGGAACUGCACGAAUACGAUCGAAGAUGAAAGGGAAGACGAUGGGUACCGCAACGAGGGUGAGCCAAAGGGACAGGAAAAUGCCUUUACAAAUUUUUGUGAGUCAGGACGGAAAGGCCCACCUUACAAGCACGAGUAUAUUUUGUUAAAUGAAGCGAGUAUAAAUGAGAUCGCACAGAAUGAGGAUGAAAGGAUCUAUGGGAAGGGAAGCGACGAGGAGGUGGAGAAAAAGGAGGAAAACAGAAUCGGAAAAAAUAAUCAGCAGGAAGACAGGGAAAACACUGAACAAAACCUGAAUGAGAGAGGAUCCCACAUCCAGCAAUAUAUGCAAGAGGGCUUAAACCACGGCAUGCUCAAAAAAAGGGAGAGUCCAAUUGGAAGCGCACUUCCGCCUAAACUCCCAAACGAUUCGUUGAUGAGAGAAACAAAAUGGAAUCUUCUCAGGAGAAACGUAAACCUCAAAGUGUUCAUCAAUCAUAUGAUUAAGAAAGAAAUUGAGGAGAAAAAGAAGGUACAAGGGUAUCCGUACCUUUUAGUUAAGGGUAGAAGCGAACUGGACCUCCAAGCCUUGCGCAGGGAGCACAGACCGAGCAAAGUCGGUGGAGCCAGCAGAAUCAGCAGAGACAGUAGAACGAGGGGCGAACUACCCCCUAUACAUAACCCCUACCUCUUGGAAAAGAGCCUCAGCUACAGUUACAGUCACCGCAACACCCGCAGUCACUCCCACGACUGCACCUACAGCUCAGAUUCAGGCCUGAUUUACAACAGAAGCCUGCAACGGCGGGAUCUGAUGAAAAUGCUGAAAAAGGAAGCGAGAAUCACCAGCAAGAGGUGCAGCUCCUGCACAGAUAUACCCUUGACAAUAAAAAAAGGAAAAAAAAAAACCAAAAAAAGAAAAAAUAUAAAAAAAAAACUUUUUAAAAGAAUGAACAUCCUAUCGGGAAUGAAAAAUAACAUAAUCAAAUCACCUCCCAAAAUAAUUUUUUCUAAUAAGACGGUUCCUAAUCAACAUUGUGUAACACCCCCUAUUGAGUACACACCAAAGAGCGAUUCCGUUUGCAGAAUUACAGACGGUUUUAACGUCUUCACGCCAGAGUAUAGAAGCAACCGAUACGUUCACUCCGUCAUCAGCCAGAGGCACAACACACACAUCGGUCGCGCCACAAAUAAUCAAAGAGGUUAUAACCCAUUUCGGGAAAAGAACCUGAUAGUACCCCUAACGGACACGAAUUCCAGUGAGAAGUACCUUCGAAGGUCCCUGUCCGAACCCAACUUGUACAAAUUUGGCUACUUCAGAUGCAUCCUUAACGACUUCAAUGGCACCAAAAUUAAUUACAACAGUUUGGUUGCAAACAGGUUAGAUAAGAUGAGUAAGGUUCCCAUUUACAACCAGAUAUAUGGAUUCACGUCGUCCAAUUCCAGCGAUCUGGAUUCAUCCGAUGGAUCAUGGGGCCACUAA
Plasmodium coatneyi is the source of this 3864-nucleotide messenger RNA. RefSeq lists its product as uncharacterized. Gene Ontology annotation, cellular component: cytoplasm; nucleus. Bases 1 to 3864 code for a protein of 1287 amino acids. Gene Ontology annotation, biological process: inositol phosphate biosynthetic process; phosphatidylinositol phosphate biosynthetic process. The transcript has a single exon. The record is from RefSeq and is a predicted model, not a curated record. Gene Ontology annotation, molecular function: inositol hexakisphosphate kinase activity. NCBI's taxonomy places the organism in Eukaryota, Apicomplexa, Aconoidasida, Haemosporida, Plasmodiidae.